This is a messenger RNA of Closterium sp. Yama58-4, 6576 nucleotides long. The record is from the annotation of a GenBank genome assembly. NCBI's taxonomy places the organism in Eukaryota, Viridiplantae, Streptophyta, Zygnematophyceae, Desmidiales, Closteriaceae.
AUGAGCGAAACUCGACACAGCCGUGGCCCAUCCAGCCUCUGGGUGCUGCUGAUGGCGCAGCGCAGUCCCACUGGUGAGUGUGAUGACUUGGCGGGAUUCGCUGCUCUGGUGAGAAGCUUCAUCUGUCUCCUCCUCUCCUCAGUCUCCUCCUCUCCUCAGUCUCCUCCUCUCCUCAGUCUCCUCCUCUCGUCAGUCUCCUCCUCUCGUCAGUCUCCUCCUCUCGUCAGUCUCCUCCUCUCGUCAGUCUCCUCCUCUCGUCAGUCUCCUCCUCUCCUCAGUCUCCUCCUCUCCUCAGUCUCCUCCUCUCCUCAGUCUCCUCCUCUCGUCAGUCUCCUCCUCUCGUCAGUCUCCUCCUCUCGUCAGUCUCCUCCUCUCGUCAGUCUCCUCCUCUCCUCAGUCUCCUCCUCUCCUCAGUCUCCUCCUCUCCUCAGUCUCCUCCUCUCCUCAGUCUCCUCCUCUCGUCAGUCUCCUCCUCUCGUCAGUCUCCUCCUCUCGUCAGUCUCCUCCUCUCGUCAGUCUCCUCCUCUCCUCAGUCUCCUCCUCUCCUCAGUCUCCUCCUCUCCUCAGUCUCCUCCUCUCCUCAGUCUCCUCCUCUCGUCAGUCUCCUCCUCUCCUCAGUCUCCUCCUCUCCUCAGUCUCCUCCUCUCGUCAGUCUCCUCCUCUCCUCACUCUCCUCCUCUCCUCAGUCUCCUCCUCUCCUCAGUCUCCUCCUCUCCUCAGUCUCCUCCUCUCCUCACUCUCCUCCUCUCCUCAGUCUCCUCCUCUCGUCAGUCUCCUCCUCUCCUCAGUCUCCUCCUCUCCUCAGUCUCCUCCUCUCGUCAGUCUCCUCCUCUCGUCAGUCUCCUCCUCUCCUCAGUCUCCUCCUCUCCUCAGUCUCCUCCUCUCGUCAGUCUCCUCCUCUCCUCAGUCUCCUCCUCUCGUCAGUCUCCUCUCGUCAGUCUCCUCCUCUCCUCAGUCUCCUCCUCUCCUAAGUCUCCUCCUCUCGUCAGUCUCCUCCUCUCGUCAGUCUCCUCCUCUCCUCAGUCUCCUCCUCUCCUCAGUCUCCUCCUCUCCUUUGUCUCCUCCUCUCGUCAGUCUCCUCCUCUCCUCAGUCUCCUCCUCUCCUCAGUCUCCUCCUCUCCUCAGUCUCCUCCUUCGUCAGUCUCCUCCUCCCGUCAGUCUCCUCCUCCCGUCAGUCUCCUCCUCCCGUCAGUCUCCUCCUCCCGUCAGUCUCCUCCUCUCGUCAGUCUCCUCCUCCCGUCAGUCUCCUCCUCCCGUCAGUCUCCUCCUCCCGUCAGCUCCCUCCUCUCGUCAGUCUCCUCCUCCCGUCAGUCUCCUCCUCUCGUCAGACUCCUCCUCCCGUCAGUCUCCUCCUCCGUCAGUCUCCUCCUCCCGUCAGUCUCCUCCUCUCGUCAGUCUCCUCUCCCUCUCCUCCCUUCGUCAUUCUCCUCCUCUCGUCAGUCUCCUCCUCUCGUCAUUCUCCCCCCUUCGUCAUUCUCCUCCUCUUGUCAGUCUCCUCCUCUCGUCAGUCUCCUCCCUUCGUCAUUCUCCUCCUUCCGUCAGUCUCCUCCUCUCGUCAUUUCCCCCUUCGUCAUUCUCCUCCUCUCGUCAGUCUCCUCCUCUCGUCACUCUCCUCCCUUCGUCAUUCUCCUCCUCUCGUCACUCUCUCCUCUCGUCAUUCUCCCCCUUCGUCAUUCUCCUCCUCUCGUCAGUCUCCUCCUCUCGUCACUCUCCUCCCUUCGUCAUUCUCCUCCUCUCGUCACUCUCCUCCUCUCGUCAUUCUCCUCCUCUGUCAUUCUCCUCCUCUCGUCACUCUCCUCCCUCGUCACUCUCCUCCUCUCGUCACUCUCCUCUCGUCACUCUCCUCCUCUCGUCACUCUCCUCCUCUCGUCACUCUCCUCCUCUCUCGUCACUCUCCUCUCUCGUCACUCUCCUCCUCUCGUCACUCUCCUCCUCUCGUCACUCUCCUCUCUCGUCACUCUCCUCCUCUCGUCACUCUCCUCUCUCGUCACUCUCCUCCUCUCGUCAUUCUCCUCCUCCGUCACUCUCCUCCUCUCGUCACUCUCCUCCUCUCGUCACUCUCCUCCUCUCCGUCUCAUUUUCUCUCUCUCGUCACUCUCCUCCUCUCGUCACUCUCCUCCUCUCGUCACUCUCCUCCUCUCGUCACUCUCCUCCUCUCGUCACUCUCCUCCUCUCGUCACUCUCCUCCCUCGUCAUUCCUCCUCCUCUCGUCACUCUCCUCCUCUCGUCACUCUCUCCUCUCGUCACUCUCCUCCUCUCGUCACUCUCCUCCUCUCGUCACUCUCCUCCUUUCCGUCACCUCCUCCUCUCGUCACUCUCCUCUCUCGUCACUCUCCUCCUCUCGUCACUCUCCUCCUUUCCGUCACUCUCUCCUCUCGUCACUCUCCUCCUCUCGUCAUUCUCCUCCUCCCGUUACUCUCCUCCUCUCGUCACUCUCCUCCUCUCGUCACUCUCCUCCUCUCGUCACUCUCCUCCUGCCGUCACUCUCCUCCUCUCGUCACUCUCCUCCUCUCGUCACUCUCCUCCUGCCGUCACUCUCCUCCUCUCGUCACUCUCCUCCUCUCGUCACUCUCCUCCUCUCGUCACUCUCCUCCUUCCGUCACUCUCCUCCUCUCGUCACUCUCCUCCUCUCGUCACUCUCCUCCUUCCGUCACUCUCCUCCUUCCGUCACUCUCCUCCUUCCGUCACUCUCCUCCUUCCGUCACUCUCCUCCUUCCGUCACUCUCCUCCUUCCGUCACUCUCUCCUUCCGUCACUCUCCUCCUUCCGUCACUCUCCUCCUUCCGUCACUCUCCUCCUCCCGUCACUCUCCUCCUUCCGUCACUCUCCUCCUUCCGUCACUCUCCUCCUUCUGUCACUCUCCUCCUUCCGGCACUCUCCUCCUUCCGUCACACUCCUCCUUCCGGCACUCUCCUCCUUCCGGCACUCUCCUCCUUCCGGCACUCUCCUCCUUCCGUCACUCUCCUCCUUCCGUCACUCUCCUCCUUCCGUCACUCUCCUCCUUCCGGCACUCUCCUCCUUCCGGCACUCUCCUCCUUCCGUCACUCUCCUCCUUCCGUCACUCUCCUCCUUCCGUCACUCUCCUCCUUCCGUCACUCUCUCCUUCCGUCACUCUCCUCCUUCCGUCACUCUCCUCCUUCCGGCACUCUCCUCCUUCCGUCACUCUCCUCCUUCCGUCACUCUCCUCCUUCCGUCACUCUCCUCCUUCCGGCACUCUCCUCCUUCCGGCACUCUCCUCCUUCCGUCACUCUCCUCCUUCCGUCACUCUCCUCCUUCCGGCACUCUCCUCCUUCCGGCACUCUCCUCCUUCCGUCACUCUCCUCCUUCCGUCACUCUCCUCCUUCCGGCACUCUCCUCCUUCGGCACUCUCCUCCUUCCGGCACUCUCCUCCUUCCGGCACUCUCCUCCUUCCGGCACUCUCCUCCUUCCGGCACUCUCCUCCUUCCGUCACUCUCCUCCUUCCGUCACUCUCCUCCUUCCGUCACUCUCCUCCUUCCGUCACUCUCCUCCUUCCGUCACUCUCCUCCUUCCCUCACUCUCCUCCUUCCCUCACUCUCCUCCUUCCGGCACUCUCCUCCUUCCGGCACUCUCCUCCUUCCCUCACUCUCCUCCUUCCUCACUCUCCUCCUUCCCUCACUCUCCUCCUUCCCUCACUCUCCUCCUUCCCUCACUCUCCUCCUUCCUCACUCUCCUCCUUCCUCACUCUCCUCCUUCCCUCACUCUCCUCCUUCCCUCACUCUCCUCCUUCCCUCACUCUCCUCCUUCCCUCACUCUCCUCCUUCCCUCACUCUCCUCCUUCCCUCACUCUCCUCCUUCCCUCACUCUCCUCCUUCCCUCACUCUCCUCCUUCCCUCACUCUCCUCCUUCCCUCACUCUCCUCCUUCCCUCAGUCUCCUCCUUCCCUCAGUCUCCUCCUUCCCUCAGUCUCCUCCUUCCCUCAGUCUCCUCCUUCCCUCAGUCUCCUCCUUCCCUCAGUCUCCUCCUUCCCUCAGUCUCCUCCUUCCCUCAGUCUCCUCCUUCCCUCAGUCUCCUCCUUCCCUCAGUCUCCUCCUUCCCUCAGUCUCCUCCUUCCCUCAGUCUCCUCCUUCCCUCAGUCUCCUCCUUCCCUCAGUCUCCUCCUUCCCUCAGUCUCCUCCUUCCCUCAGUCUCCUCCUUCCCUCAGUCUCCUCCUUCCUCAGUCUCCUCCUUCCCUCAGUCUCCUCCUUCCCUCAGUCUCCUCCUUCCCUCAGUCUCCUCCUUCCCUCAGUCUCCUCCUUCCCUCAGUCUCCUCCUUCCCUCAGUCUCCUCCUUCCCUCAGUCUCCUCCUUCCCUCAGUCUCCUCCUUCCCUCAGUCUCCUCCUUCCCUCAGUCUCCUCCUUCCCUCAGUCUCCUCCUUCCCUCAGUCUCCUCCUUCCCUCAGUCUCCUCCUUCCCUCACUCUCCUCCUUCCCUCACUCUCCUCCUUCCCUCAGUCUCCUCCUUCCCUCAGUCUCCUCCUUCCCUCAGUCUCCUCCUUCCCUCAGUCUCCUCCUUCCCUCAGUCUCCUCCUUCCCUCAGUCUCCUCCUUCCCUCAGUCUCCUCCUUCCCUCAGUCUCCUCCUUCCCUCAGUCUCCUCCUUCCCUCAGUCUCCUCCUUCCCUCAGUCUCCUCCUUCCCUCAGUCUCCUCCUUCCCUCAGUCUCCUCCUUCCCUCAGUCUCCUCCUUCCCUCAGUCUCCUCCUUCCCUCAGUCUCCUCCUUCCCUCAGUCUCCUCCUUCCCUCAGUCUCCUCCUUCCCUCAGUCUCCUCCUUCCCUCAGUCUCCUCCUUCCCUCAGUCUCCUCCUUCCCUCAGUCUCCUCCUUCCCUCAGUCUCCUCCUUCCCUCAGUCUCCUCCUUCCCUCAGUCUCCUCCUUCCCUCAGUCUCCUCCUUCCCUCAGUCUCCUCCUUCCCUCAGUCUCCUCCUUCCCUCAGUCUCCUCCUUCCCUCAGUCUCCUCCUUCCCUCAGUCUCCUCCUUCCCUCAGUCUCCUCCUUCCCUCAGUCUCCUCCUUCCCUCAGUCUCCUCCUUCCCCCUCAGUCUCCUCCUUCCCUCAGUCUCCUCCUUCCCUCAGUCUCCUCCUUCCUUCCCUCAGUCUCCUCCUUCCCUCAGUCUCCUCCUUCCCUCAGUCUCCUCCUUCCUCAGUCUCCUCCUUCCUUCCCUCAGUCUCCUCCUUCCCUCAGUCUCCUCCUUCCCUCAGUCUCCUCCUUCCCUCAGUCUCCUCCUUCCCUCAGUCUCCUCCUUCCCUCAGUCUCCUCCUUCCCUCAGUCUCCUCCUUCCCUCAGUCUCCUCCUUCCCUCAGUCUCCUCCUUCCCUCAGUCUCCUCCUUCCCUCAGUCUCCUCCUUCCCUCAGUCUCCUCCUUCCCUCAGUCUCCUCCUUCCCUCAGUCUCCUCCUUCCCUCAGUACCUCCUUCCCUCAGUCUCCUCCUUCCUUCCCUCAGUCUCCUCCUUCCCUCAGUCUCCUCCUUCCUCAGUCUCCUCCUUCCUUCCCUCAGUCUCCUCCUUCCUUCCCUCAGUCUCCUCCUUCCCUCAGUCUCCUCCUUCCCUCAGUCUCCUCCUUCCUUCCCUCAGUCUCCUCCUUCCUUCCCUCAGUCUCCUCCUUCCCUCAGUCUCCUCCUUCCCUCAGUCUCCUCCUUCCCUCAGUCUCCUCCUUCCUUCCCUCAGUCUCCUCCUUCCCUCAGUCUCCUCCUUCCCUCAGUCUCCUCCUUCCCUCAGUCUCCUCCUUCCCUCAGUCUCCUCCUUCCCUCAGUCUCCUCCUUCCCUCAGUCUCCUCCUUCCCUCAGUCUCCUCCUUCCCUCAGUCUCCUCCUUCCCUCAGUCUCCUCCUUCCCUCAGUCUCCUCCUUCCCUCAGUCUCCUCCUUCCCUCAGUCUCCUCCUUCCCUCAGUCUCCUCCUUCCCUCAGUCUCCUCCUUCCCUCAGUCUCCUCCUUCCCUCAGUCUCCUCCUUCCCUCAGUCUCCUCCUUCCCUCAGUCUCCUCCUUCCCUCAGUCUCCUCCUUCCCUCAGUCUCCUCCUUCCCUCAGUCUCCUCCUUCCCUCAGUCUCCUCCUUCCCUCAGUCUCCUCCUUCCCUCAGUCUCCUCCUUCCCUCAGUCUCCUCCUUCCCUCAGUCUCCUCCUUCCCUCAGUCUCCUCCUUCCCUCAGUCUCCUCCUUCCCUCAGUCUCCUCCUUCCCUCAGUCUCCUCCUUCCCUCAGUCUCCUCCUUCCCUCAGUCUCCUCCUUCCCUCAGUCUCCUCCUUCCCUCAGUCUCCUCCUUCCCUCAGUCUCCUCCUUCCCUCAGUCUCCUCCUUCCCUCAGUCUCCUCCUUCCCUCAGUCUCCUCCUUCCCUCAGUCUCCUCCUUCCCUCAGUCUCCUCCUUCCCUCAGUCUCCUCCUUCCCUCAGUCUCCUCCUUCCGUCAGUCUCCUCCUUCCCUCAGUCUCCUCCUUUCGUCAUUCUCCUCCUUUCGUCAGUCUCCUCCUUUCAUCUUCGCUCGGAUCCCCCAGCCUCUUGUACUCGACUUCUUCUCUCUUUCCACUUCUGCGCCUCAUUAUAUCUUGUCAAUCUUCCACUGUCUCAGGUGUCCGGCAGCAAGGAUGACGCACAGGGAGUAG